AUGGCGCAUACCCUCGCAUUCAUCCCGUUUCUCGCUACCCAUAAUCAACGACCCAUAUCAGCGUUCGACUCCACAAUAGAUGACGCCGACUACGUCUCGCGCCACUGGGGCCAGCUAUCCACAUACAAAGACCUUUCUCCAAAUCACUUUGGCGUGGAUAAGGUCGGCCUCCCCGACGGAUGCCAAAUCGAACAAGUCCACCUACUCCAACGCCACGCGGAACGCUUUCCCCACCCCGGAGAUGAGCAAGAUGGCCUCAACAUCCAAAAGUUCACCGAAAAGGUAGCUGAGGCUAUCGAUGAGGGGAAGAGCUUCGACGGACCCUUGGAGUUUCUCAACACGUACCGGAACACCCUUGGCGGCGAGUUGCUAACCGGCAUCGGUGCGAUGGCGGAAAUCGCUUCGGGCAUCCAGUUCUGGAAUACGUACGGCAGGCAUUUAUACAAUGCUUCGGAUGGGCAGCUGGGCUAUGAUCCGGACGAUGUGAGCAGGAAACCGCUGUUGAGAGGCACGACGCAGAGCCGGAUACACAACAGUCUCAUGAACUGGGCGCUGGGAUUCUUUGGACCGAGCUAUCAAGGACCGGCGCAGUUCCCAGCUAAUUGGACGCAUGAUUUCCGAACGCUUGUAAUACCUGAAGGCGAAGUGGGAAGAUGGAAUAACACACUCGCCGCGCAUCACUGCUGCAACAACUCCAACACUCCCGGUAUCGGCGACAUCGGCGACUCCCAAAUGUGGGACUACGCUUCAAUCUACCUUCCGCAGACUGCGAAGCGCCUAUUAAAACACAUGCCGUCCUCCUUCAACCUCACCAUCGCCGACGUCUACGCCAUGCAACUCCUCUGCGCCUACGAAUCCCGGUUCAUCGGGCGCUCAGAAUUCUGCUCCCUCUUCACGAGAGAAGAAUGGCAGGGCUUCGAGCAAAGCCUCGACAUCCGCUUCUUCUACAACCACGCGUUCGGUCAACCUACUGCGCGCGCCCAGGGCAUCGGAUACGUCGAGGAACUGCUGGCUCGGCUGCAGGAUAAAUACAUCCAAGAGAGCCAUUCAAGUGUCAACAGCAGUAUUACGAGGGAUGGGGAGUUCUUCCCGCUGGGCAUGAAGUUCUACGCCGAUUUUACGCACGACAAGGUGAUCCUUGGGGCGCUUACGGCGCUGAGUAUGGAUUACUUCAAGGAGCUGCCGCACUUGGAGAAGUACCCGCCGGAGGAGGAGCGCGUCUUCCGGCUCUCGCAUCUUGUUCCGUUCUCGGCGAGGUUGAUCACCGAAGUUGUCGAUUGCGACUCUGCACAUCCGAAGCCGGUGGCAUAUGAGCGUGUUCGCUAUUAUGCGUCACAGUAUGGCUACAAUACCGAUACACGGAGUUCAAAGCAUCGGUUUGUGAGGAUGAGGUUGAAUGGCGCGAUCUUGCCGUUAUCGUCGAUUAGAAGGGGCGCAUGCAAGGGCCGGCCGGAUCAGCUGUGCCCUCUUGAUAAGUUCAUCAAAUCACAGAAGAAGGCUAACCAACGAGCGAACUACGCUGAGGCUUGCUUUGGGGAUUAUGAUGUUGUGAAUGAUGGGAAAGAUGUUGAUGGUACGGUGCCGGAGCAGUAG
Messenger RNA from Trematosphaeria pertusa, 1593 nucleotides. Its product is annotated as 3-phytase. Gene Ontology annotation, molecular function: acid phosphatase activity. The record is from RefSeq and is a predicted model, not a curated record. The coding region runs from base 1 to 1593 and encodes 530 amino acids. Lineage: Eukaryota; Fungi; Ascomycota; Dothideomycetes; Pleosporales; Trematosphaeriaceae. The transcript is spliced from 2 exons.